Messenger RNA from Spizellomyces punctatus DAOM BR117, 1031 nucleotides. RefSeq lists its product as uncharacterized. NCBI's taxonomy places the organism in Eukaryota, Fungi, Chytridiomycota, Chytridiomycetes, Spizellomycetales, Spizellomycetaceae. Bases 57 to 644 code for a protein of 195 amino acids. The transcript has a single exon. The record is from RefSeq and is a predicted model, not a curated record.
AGCUUUUUCUUGAAAGCAGUUUCCGACCAGUUUUUUUUUCUUGAAACCAGCACUAUAUGGGCGCAAGUGCCUCAGCAGAUAGGUCAGCAGUGAGCGAUCACCCGGUCAUGGUUGAAAAGAGCGUUACCAAAUCCGCUCGUAUGGCAACCAACGAGGUUACCUUUAACACGGUGCCUCACCGAGUCCUCCAACCCUCGUCACCACUCACACUCCCAGAAGAAGCCGAAGAAAUUAAAGAAUUCCAUUUCCACAUUUAUUGGAUUACAAGUGACCGCAAUGCCCACGAUAAAGCCAUGGCUUUACGCCAACGCAUCCUAGAACUCGUCGAUGCAGGGUUUUUCAAAGUUGUCCCUUUGAGCACUGUCAAUGAAAUCCCGCGAGGACCUCACCCUGUUGGCUCUUAUGAAGUCUGGGUGCCAUUCGAAUAUUUUGCUCGAUUUUACUCUUGGGUCUCUUUGCAUCGUACCCCGGACGUAUCCAUCUUGAUUCAUCCGUUGACAAAAGAAGAAAUUAAAGAUCAUACAUAUCGAGCAACGUUUAUGGGACCUUCUAUGCCGUUGAAUUUGAAUGCGCUUUCGGAAAAGUUGGAUCAUGUGCCACUUCAGUAUCCGGAAUUGGGAUUUGGUUAUUCUGCUCGCAAAUGAUGUUAUCGUUGGUGUAUAGUCUGGUGGAAUAAUUGAUGACACCACUAGCAUUUGUUUAUAGUACUCGCCAUUCAGGCGGUCUCUUGUUUUCCUAUUACUCGGUAUAAAGAUCUGCUUCGUUAUAGUUGACGGAUUUAUGGGUGUCCAGUUUGAUAGUGGUUCAGAUGAAACCAACAAUCGGUGGUGUAAUCUUUCCGGUAUGGCCACUAGACUUGCAGAUACACGCAGCCUCGUCCGUCCCAAAAGGGGUGAAUCUGUCUUCAUGUAAAUGGAAUCUUGGCAUAGGGCAUAUAAGCAUGUAUUAAUACUUUAUAUGAAAGUCGUAUGAGAUACGCAUGUCCAAACAGUGUUCUCGACGACGUUGAUGUAAUUCAGGUAGUCGCCAAA